Molecule: messenger RNA, 261 nt
Organism: Cokeromyces recurvatus
Lineage: Eukaryota; Fungi; Mucoromycota; Mucoromycetes; Mucorales; Mucoraceae
Exons: 2
Coding region: 1-261 (86 amino acids)
Biological process (GO): regulation of DNA-templated transcription
Molecular function (GO): DNA-binding transcription factor activity
Source: RefSeq, a predicted model, not a curated record
AUGUCAAUUGAGGAACGACGUUAUAGAAAUAAACUUGCGUCUGCUAAAUAUCGAGCUAAAAAGCAAGCAAGUAUGAAAUCAAUGACAAAUAAAGUUUAUCAACUAAUGAAUACAAAUACAAAUUUACAAAAAGAGUUAAUUAAAAUCAAGCAAGAAAAUGAAGUCUUACGCGCCAUGCUGUUAUCUCAACAACGGCAACAAGUAGCUUCUUCAACGCCAUCAUCACUACCACGUCAUCAACAAAUAGCCUCGUUUUAUUAA